Messenger RNA from Cryptotermes secundus, 1856 nucleotides. RefSeq names its product protein YIF1B-A (gene Yif1). Bases 373 to 1323 code for a protein of 316 amino acids. The record is from RefSeq and is a predicted model, not a curated record. Gene Ontology annotation, cellular component: COPII-coated ER to Golgi transport vesicle; endoplasmic reticulum membrane; endoplasmic reticulum-Golgi intermediate compartment. Gene Ontology annotation, biological process: endoplasmic reticulum to Golgi vesicle-mediated transport. NCBI's taxonomy places the organism in Eukaryota, Metazoa, Arthropoda, Insecta, Blattodea, Kalotermitidae. The transcript has 7 exons.
AUGUUGAAGUGCUUAAUGCAGAAUAAUUAAUGUUUUUUGUUUUUUUAACUUCGUUGUACAGCAGCAAGAUUAUGGUUACCAUGUAUAAUUUCGGUACCCUCAAACUAACGCAAACUAAUAUGACGUGGUUGAACUGUGUUUUGUUUUUUCGCGGAAGUUGUGUUGGGAAUGGUGUAGGCAUGAUGUGUAAAGCGUAAAGUGAAUGUGAUUUAGUAAAUUACGGAUAUUAUUUUCGCCUGUUAUUCACCUAGUACAAGUUUUCAUUAUUAGGGCUUUCAGAAAUGAAUUUUAACGCGACGUCCGGUGCAAGACAUCGUAAGUGUAGCUGCACAGAAAGGAAGCAGAAAAAAGCGUGUGAGUGAUACAGCUGCCAUGAGUGCCCCAGCCUACCCUCCACCAUACAAUCCUUAUGCUUCAGCAGUUCCAGGAAACAUGCCACCUAACAUGAACAUGUAUGAUGGCAGAUAUGUACUUCCACCUCCAUAUACUGCCAGUCCAGAUUAUUCACGCAUACAUCCAAGUUUUCCACCAGCAGACCAGGGCUUUUCCAUUCCAAGUCAGUUCCUGAAUGAGCCUCUUGUGGCAAAUGUUGCCAUGCAAUAUGGCCAGGCACUGGUUGGUUCAGGCAAGCAGCUGGUUGGUCAAGAACUUGAGAAAUACGUCCCUUUUUCAAGGAUCAAAUAUUACUUUGCUGUUGACACAAGAUAUGUCACUAAGAAACUGGGACUUCUGUUUUUCCCUUUCACUCAUUCAGAUUGGUCUCUUAGAUAUGAACAAGAUGGACCUGUUCAGCCUCGCUACGAAAUAAAUGCACCAGACUUGUACAUACCUACAAUGGCAUAUGUGACAUAUGUCCUUGUUGCUGGGUUAGUUCUUGGCAUGCAGGACAGAUUUACUCCAGAGGUGUUAAGCAUUCAAGCAAGUACAGCGCUUGCAUGGACAGUGUUCGAGAUAAUAGUUGAACUGAUCACGAUGUACAUUACCAAUAUACAGACCAACCUGAAAACAUUGGAUUUGAUAGCUUAUGGAGGAUAUAAAUAUGUUGGGAUAAUUUUUGCAGUGCUCCUGAGCAUACUUUUUCACAAAACCGGGUACUUUAUAGGACUGAUUUACUGUAGUAUGUCCCUUAUUUUCUUCUUGGUUCGUACUCUGAAGGUACAGAUCCUGCCAAUUGGAACAUCACCAUCUCACCACGAUCCAUACAUGCACAACAGUGGUAACAAGCGAAGAAUGUAUCUCCUGCUAUUUGUGGCAGGAAUCCAGCCCUUUCUGAUGUGGUGGCUGUCAUUUCAUCUCAUUUCUCCACCAGUUCCAAAGUCCUAACACAUGCUGCAACAAUUAAACUCAAGUGUGUUGCUGCAUGUAAUAAUUUUGUGACGCUUCCACAUUCUGCUGAAGAUUUCCAGUUACUGUAAACAGUUUCCAACUAAACUGUGCUGCUUGAAAGUUUGACAGAAAUUGACACGUGUUAUUUCCAUAACUGGCACUGGUAGUUAUGUACUUCUGUGUGCAAACUGAAAUGGGCAGCUAGUAAUCGUCAUUUAGGCUGAUUUUUAUACUGUAUUUCAGACGUGAACGUGAACUUUAUUUCAGUUCCCAUUCUAGUUGAGUUUGCACAAAAAGUUAAUGUAGAUUAUAGUGCUUUAUAAUUUUAAUACAUUUCAGUUUAGAUUUUGCUGUAUAAAAUUUAUGUUAUACAUUGAUGUUUAAAGCCUAGAUGAGUUUUGGUUCUGAGUAAGUAUUCUGUCUAAGUAUUGUUCACUUAAAAUGAUAUGAAGUUCAACCAUGAUUUACUGUUUCAUAGUUUAAAAUUUUCUCUCAAUAAAGGUAAAAUCUCAGUUAUCUGAAGACCAUAA